Molecule: messenger RNA, 1568 nt
Organism: Rubroshorea leprosula
Lineage: Eukaryota; Viridiplantae; Streptophyta; Magnoliopsida; Malvales; Dipterocarpaceae
Source: the annotation of a GenBank genome assembly
AUUUGUAAAAUAUUUUUAAAUUUCUAAAAUAUAGUCAUGGCAGAAAAAAUUUAAAAAUCUUUUUCUUAUGAUAAAAAAUUAAAAUAAUAAGUAAUCAUUUUCUUUCUUUUCUUAAAGGAUACAGUCUCCUUACGCGUUACCGCGUGACUUCUGUCCCACGAAAGCAACCCACCGUCUUCCGCAAAAAGGACUCUCCCGCAUUGCAGAAGUCAAAAGAUUCUAUCUCAUUUGUCCACUUGCAUCUUAGCCAUCCACGUCAGGAAAUGCUGGCUCAUUCAACGUCCUGGAUUUUAACCCCAGAGGAAGAAACGAGGAACAUUCGUGUUCUUGAUUCCAGAAAACCUUCAAUUACUCCUAAAUUUUCUCAAUUUCCAGUCAUCAUAAAAGUAUAUCAUAAGCAAAUCAUAGCGCAUCAAGAUUUUUUUUACCCUAAAUUGUAAAUCUGUUCAAAAAAAUUAAUACAAUUUUUUUUGAUACAUAGCAUAAAUAUAAUUUAUAUCAACAAAAAAAAAAAUCAUGGCACAAACUGAAAUAUAAAUCAAACAUAUAAUUAAAUUACCAUGAACAAAACACAAUCAACAUAAUUUUAAAGUGAUUGUCUCAAUGAUGAAAAAUCCGAAACAUCCAAGCAAUGUAGCAAUGAACAUGAAUUAUGGCAAGUCUAAUAAAAAAUCUUGGCAUAAACUCAUUGGGUUGUAUCAAGUGGUUAAGGAGAGCCGUGCUCAAAAUGUAGAUUUGAGUCCUUCCAGCAUUUAUGACCACCCUUAAAGAUAAAGUCUUACCUAAUACUUUGUAGAUAGUACAGUUUGCAAGUAUCUAUGGCUUAUGGGGUUGGCAGGGUCAAAGACUUAGAAUAAAUGAUGAUAAAAUAAUUCUUGGCAUGCCCUUGUCAUGGCAUCAAAGAAAAAACGCAUGGCAGAAAAACCGGUGCACUGAAGAGUUCAAAAGCCAAACACUCACAAUAAAAUAAUCCCAACAACCCCAUUAUGUCCUCCAAGACAAAAAGAAUAGGAGAAAAGUCAGAAAUAUCCAUGUGUCGGCAUGUGUGCAUGUGCACAUGUGCCUGCAAGCGCAUGUGUGCCUAACAAGUCAUCAGUUUGUUUAAGGAUUGGAGUGUGCCAAACUGCCAAAGACUUACUAAGAUUUUGCAAGAUUGUAACUUUCUACCCUGGGUUUCUGCUCACCAGCCAUGUUUUCAUCUCUUGUUGCCUUUGCAGAGGGGGAAGCAUACAACUUUUCCCUAGUUCCAAAUUAUGCAUAACCUCACACCAAUAGCUCGACACAAUAUAACGUGAGAGGCAUCUAUGCUCACUGCCCUAGAAAGAUGCCGCCCUAGAAAGAUGCCUUGUCUUCCUCAACAUAGGGGCUGAAAACUAUUGCAAAAGAAUGUCAUCAUGAAAUUGAUAAGAAAAGCAAAGGAAUUCAUAGAUUGAAAAGACGCAGGCCUGUGAAACAUUGUUUGUAUCUGCAAGAUGCUAUUCAGAAAUAAAGAGGGCUAUAGAGAGAAAGUUAGAUACAAUAAUUUGUCCAUGUGGUCACUAUUACACAAAUGAAACAUCUAAGAGUCU